CAGUCUCCCAGCGGCCCCGGCUUUCCAGGUAGGGACGCCCCCUGCCCGGCGCGCGGUUCCGGCGGUGGGAGGAGGGGCUGGGCUCCGAGCGCCGCCCCCCAUCUAUCACAUGGCCGGAGAGCCACAAAAACAACCGCUUUGGCCAAGACCGUGACUUCGGGGACCAGAGCGCGGGGCCCUGGCAGCCGGCCCCCUCCCAAUGGAGGACAGUUUUCUGGAAUCCUUCGGGAGGCUCAGCCUCCAGCAGCGGCAGCAGCCUCGGCCGCCGCCCCCGCGCGGGACAGCUCCGCGCCGCCACAGCUUCAGAAAACACCUCUACCUCCUGCGAGGCCUCCCGGGCUCGGGGAAGACCACGCUGGCCAGACAGUUGCAGCAUGACUUCCCCAGGGCUGUGAUUUUCAGCACGGAUGACUUCUUCUCCCGGGAUGAUGGCACCUAUGAGUUCAACCCUGACUUCCUGGAGGAAGCUCACAAAUGGAAUCAGAAAAGAGCAUGCCCGAGCGUGAUAACCGCCCUAGAUUCCAGGAAAAAGAGAAUUAGUGAUAACGCAAGAAAAGCAAUGAGGAAUGGCACAUCCCCCAUAAUUAUUGAUAAUACCAACCUGCACGCCUGGGAAAUGAAGCCCUAUGCCGUCAUGGCACUUGAGAAUAACUAUGAAGUUAUAUUCCGAGAACCUGCCACUCACUGGAAAUUCAACGUUCCCGAGUUAGCCAGAAGAAACAUUCAUGGAGUCCCAAGGGAGAAGAUACACCGCAUGAAGGAACAGUAUGAACACGGCGUCACCUUUCACAGUGUGCUUCAUGCAGAGAAACCGAGCCGAGCCACCAGAAGCCAGGACAGAAAUACCGUAGCGCCUUCCGAUGGCAUGGGGGACUGGCACGCCUUUGCAGAGUUUCCCGGCCGGAGGGCCCACGGUGGCUUUGCCAAUGGUGGCUUCUUCAGCAGGAGGGGUGGUUGCCACCAUGGAUAUUAG
Molecule: messenger RNA, 973 nt
Organism: Loxodonta africana (African savanna elephant)
Lineage: Eukaryota; Metazoa; Chordata; Mammalia; Proboscidea; Elephantidae
Gene: N4BP2L1
Product: NEDD4 binding protein 2 like 1
Exons: 6
Coding region: 200-973 (257 amino acids)
Source: RefSeq, a predicted model, not a curated record